Micropterus dolomieu (smallmouth bass) is the source of this 1540-nucleotide messenger RNA. RefSeq names its product C-type lectin domain family 18 member A-like. The coding region runs from base 32 to 1384 and encodes 450 amino acids. Lineage: Eukaryota; Metazoa; Chordata; Actinopteri; Centrarchiformes; Centrarchidae. The record is from RefSeq and is a predicted model, not a curated record. The transcript has 12 exons.
GCUGUUGUUGGAGACACUUCAGGAGUUCACGAUGUUGUUUGUAACAGCCUGCCGGUGUUUAGAUCUGUUUGUUGUUUUGUCUAUGCUGUUUCCGUUUAUCCACGCGAACCGGAUUAUCACAGACAGACCGGACCACCAGAAGUCCACCACCACGACCGGGCUCGGGGUGAAGGAGCACUCACAGAUUGUUGCCCAGCACAAUAGGCUGCGCAGCCGGGUCAAACCCAUGGCAGCUAACAUGCAAAAAAUGGAGUGGAAUGAGACGUUGGCCUUACUUGCAAAAGAGAGGGCAGCAUCGUGUGAGAGAGACCCCUACCCUGAGCACUCCUCAUCUUUCAUUCACAUUGGCUGGAACACACAUCUUUCUGCUUAUGGUGUCACCUCAUUUUCUGACGUCAUUCACUCUUGGUUUGAGGAAUGGAAAGAUUUUCUCUACUUAAGUGGGCAAUGUAGAGAGAAUGCCACAUGUCAACACUAUACGCAGUUGGUGUGGGCCACUUCCAGUCACGUUGGCUGUGCCAGCCAGCUGUGUCUGAGAGAGGGAGACCUCUGGGAGAGAUUUGUCUGUGCAUAUUACCCUGGGGGUAACUGGGAGGUGAAUGGUUGGCUUGUGAUGCCCUACAAGAAAGGGGUGUACUGCUCUCUCUGCACCUCUUCCAUGUCUGGCUGCUUUAGACUGUGGGACCAUGUAGGUGGAUUAUGUGUGUUUUUUCUCUCAGAGAUUCCAAGGAAUCCGUGUCGUAUGAGCUGUGGCCAGCACGGCCAUCUUAACAUCUCAUCCUGCAAGUGCAAGUGUGACCCUGGCUUCACCGGACGCCUCUGUCAGGUGCGGUGCAGGGUGCAGUGUGUACACGGUCGUUUCAAAGAAGAAGAAUGCUCUUGCUUGUGUGAUGUUGGCUAUGGUGGUGCUGAGUGUGCUGAGAAAGUGCAGUUUCCCUUCCACCGCUGUGAUGUGAUGAUAGAUGGUAACUGCUUCAUGGUGUCUUCGGAAGCUGAUACCUACUAUGGAGCCAAGAGUCAAUGUAAGGAACGAGGCGGCACUCUAGCUCACAUCCACAAUCAGAAGGUUCAGGACAUCCUGGCAUUUUAUCUCAGUCAACUGGAGACAAAUAACGAGGUCACCAACGUUGACUUUGAGACAAGAAACUUCUGGAUUGGUUUGACAUAUAAGCCUCUGAAAGAUUCAUUUCGCUGGGACACAGGAGAGAUGCCCCGAUUCAGCAGCUUUGCCUUUGGGCAACCUGACAACCAAGGUUUUGGAAACUGCGUGGAGCUGCAGGCAUCAAGUGGCUUUAACUGGAACGACCAGCGCUGUAAAACACAAAACCGAUACAUUUGCUUGCAUGCUGCAGAGCACAUUGUCCGGUGGGAAGAAGGCAGGUGACCCGUCUCAAAGGGGUGAAACUAUGUGUGCAGUACAUGGUUGGGACAAUGGUCACUGUUGUUGCUAUAUGCUUUGUCAAUCAUUGUACAUGUACUGUAUAUACUGUUGGUCUAAUGCAAAUGUUUUAACAUUAAAUAGUUGUAUGUUACGAGAAAA